Anthonomus grandis grandis is the source of this 3047-nucleotide messenger RNA. RefSeq names its product LITAF domain-containing protein-like. The coding region runs from base 270 to 653 and encodes 127 amino acids. Gene Ontology annotation, molecular function: zinc ion binding. The transcript is spliced from 3 exons. The record is from RefSeq and is a predicted model, not a curated record. Lineage: Eukaryota; Metazoa; Arthropoda; Insecta; Coleoptera; Curculionidae.
CUCGACGGCACGGAAAAACGUGACCUCGGUCGGACCAGAUUUAGAACGUGAGCGUGAAAACGGGGGCCCCGCGAUCCGCGAUCGCGAGAUCAUUAAAAUAUGACCAUUAGUUCGAAAUAGCGAGCGCCGCGACGGCAUUGUAAACUUCCCGCGUCCACCCGUCACUAGUUUAUUUUUACCGCGAAAAAAAAUAUAAAAAAGGACGUGCGUCGUUUCGCAACCGUCUUUUUUUAAUCUAGAACGACCAAAAAAAUUUUCCGUGAGUAGAUAUGAGCAAAGGUAGUGAAAUGCCUCCCCCUUACGGACCUCCACCCGCCGCACCACCCAGUUAUGCCCAAGCUGUCGGAGGAGUACCGCCUUCAGCACCAUAUAUUCCCACUUACCACAUAAGAAAAGAACCGGAAAUUUUGACCACAAUAGUUCCGGUAGUGGGGCCCAAUUCAACCCACAUGGUUUGCCCCCAUUGUGGUGCAGAAAUUGACACCAGCACAAAACAAAAGCCUGGACGAAAAGCUUACAUUGCCAGUGCCAUAUUGUGUUGUAUUGGGUGUUUUUGUUUUUGCUGUUUGAUACCUUUCUGUAUGGAACAAUGUAUGGACGUGAGCCACACCUGCCCCAACUGUGACGCGUACCUCGGAACGUAUAAGAAAUAAUUGUUUUCCCAACAUUUAAUAAAAAUUUUGCAUUUUCUUUGUUUACACGACAUUGCUAAACGUAGGUAUUAAUAACCUUUAAGCCGGCCAUCAAAUUAUAUACUUUUAUGCAAUAUUUUAUUAGACGACAAAAACUGGUUUGCACGUCCGUAUAUGUUUGGUAAUAUUUUGUACUGAAAGUGAAAAAUGGAUUACAUUAUAGACGUGCCACACAUGUUUAUAAAAUAACGUAAUUUUACACUUAAAUUGAGAACUGGAAUGACGUUAUGCUAAAAGAAUUUCUAUUAUUUUUAUAAAUAUUUGCGAAUCUAGAAUUUUGCUUUAAAAUCUUCAUUAUAAAGGUUAUAUAAUUGUUAUAAAUAUUAACAUAUUAUGGUGUUAAAGUUGUGCUAAAUGCCUUAGGCCUAUAGGAUAUUAUAGUGAUAGAAACCACACCAAAAUGAGCUUAAAUGUCACUUGUAACAAAAUUCUAAAUUUGUAUUUUUAAUAAGACUUGUGUAUUCGUAUUUUUGUGUAUAUAAUGUAUAAUGAUUGUUAAUACUCUUUGAUAUAUACAGUAGGAUGGAGCGAAAACUGGACCAAAAUAACUAAUUUUCGAAAACGAAUAUGCCUGGGUGUGCAAAAUAUGCCUUUCGGGGUUCUUAUUUACCCAAAAAAAUCCGAAUGACUUAUGACGAUUCCAUCGGCUGCCGAAAUGACCUUGAAAAUUUUAAAAUUAAAAAAAUUUUUAAAACUGCAAAAAAAGCCAAACAUGCAGCUCUCAGCUAGUUUUUCAUGAAAAACUACCCAGAACUCACCACGUGGAUGAAUGGUGCAACGUGGAGGUGGCUGCAUCUCGAGUUCCAACCUACCCUCCCACCCUUAGAAUAAUUUUUUUAAAUUUUUUCUGCUCUAGAACUGCUAAGAAUUGUUUUUUAAUAUCAAAUUGCGGCAAUAUUUGUCUUGAUUCAAUACGAGCUCUAAUAAAUCCGUCUCGUGCCUCAGGGCCAUAAACCGCCAUAGAGGCUUCAGUAACUAACUUAACUGCUCGUUCAACUGCCUGUGAAUGACAAGGGAAUUUUAAUAACCCUAUUUCAUCAGGAACCAAAGAAAUCAUGUUAGUUAGUUCUUUGUUCGAAAUUUCCAUUGUUAAUGGGGGCUCGCUUAUAACAACAUUUUGCCAGUCAAUUAAGUCGACAUAAUCUUGACAAUCAAAAUUCAAUUUAUUCACGCGAAAUAUUCUAACAUCCUCGGUUUUUGCGGUUGAUCUGCAUUUUAAAAUCCUUCUUAAAGCUGACUCUCGAAUAUGUUUUCUAUCAUCUCCUAACAUGGCUAAUAAAAUAUUUUCUGGGUGCGCAAAAAAUCCAUUUCUCUCAAUUACGGGAUCAAUACCUUUUUUUAUUUCUUCAGGGAGGUAACGAGAUUUAUUUAUAAUGCUAAACAAGUGCCUAGCACCAUCCUUACAAGACCAAUGGCAUUUAAUUUGAAACCAGCAUACGGCAUACAGUUUUACUAUUACCUCUGUUAACAUUUUAAGGUUUUGAGAGGGCUCAUUGGUAGCAACGUAUAACCUUAGAACUCUAUUGGCCGUGGUAAGCCAUCUAGAGUGUGACAUUUUCCCUGGCGCUUUUAGAGCCCAAUCGUCUUUUAAAACUCCAGUAGAGAUUCCUUGACACAUCUCGUAUAAAUAAUUUGCAUCGGUACUUACGGUUUCUAGAUCAACUAAUGGUAAAAUUGUUUCAAUUUUCUCAAUCGUACGACUGGUAAAUUUCACACGAUUCAAGGGUCUUCCCAAUGGCUCCCUCUGAUAAUUAAAGAUAGAUGGGAUUCUAUCUUUAAUUAUCGAAAUUUUCAGCAGCUGAAAUGAAAAUUUCUGGCAGCCGAAGAUAUUGUUUUUGGACGUUUAGUUUUUUUUGGCUCACUUGAGAGUACAAUAGGCACCUUUUAAACAUACAGGGUGGUUAAAUUUUAAGAAAUAAAAAAUUCGCUAAAUUAAUAAAAAACAUAAUAAUUUCCGAAAUUUUAAGGCACAUUCGGCAGCCGAAGAAGUUGUUUUCUGAUGUUCAGUUUUUUUGGCUUACUAACGACUACAAUAGGCACCUAUUAAGCAUACAGGGUAAUUAAAAUUCCAGAAAUCGAAAAUUCGCUCCACCCUAAAUACAGGUUGUAAUACAUGCUCUACAAAAGUCCUUUUAUCUGUGUCUAAUACAUAAUUAUAAGUCAGUUUGAGUCUGCCUUUCCCUGACACAUUAUCGUAACCAGGCAUAUAUGUAAAUUUGUAACACUCUGUAUAUGAAACAUAGAGGUAAUAUCCAAAGCUUUUAUAACAUUUUUAUUAAAUACAUUGUUAAUUAUUUUAGGUUAUAUUUUACUGUUACUAAUUUUGUUAUUAAUAAAUUACUGAUGAAUGUUCCA